This is a messenger RNA of Stegostoma tigrinum, 724 nucleotides long. RefSeq names its product transforming growth factor beta-1-induced transcript 1 protein-like. The transcript has 7 exons. The coding region runs from base 199 to 705 and encodes 168 amino acids. NCBI's taxonomy places the organism in Eukaryota, Metazoa, Chordata, Chondrichthyes, Orectolobiformes, Stegostomatidae. The record is from RefSeq and is a predicted model, not a curated record.
GGGGUGUACAGGAUGUAGAGCAAGGCAGGACAGAGAGGGAGGGGAUGACUCACACAGGAAGGUCUUGCUGAGGAUCCUGGCUCCCACCUCAGUCCGCGUGUCAUUAUCUUCGAUGCCCUGCUAGCAGACCUGGAAAACACCAGCUCCCACAUUUCCAAGAGACCCGCAGUGCUCGCAGACACGCCGACAUCUCGCCCCAUGGAUUCAGGGACCAUCUGCCCCUCGAUCAUUCACAGCGACGGUCACCGGAGGGGCCCAGCAGGUUCCCAACAGCCUCCUCCUCCAGCUUACACACCCCAACAGACUGUGAGUGCGGCGCAGUCAGAGCUCAAUCGGUCAGGCCUGGGCAGUGGGGAAAAGGAUCAUCUCUACAGCACCGUCUGUAAACCCAAGGCCGGGGAGCAGGCACCGCCCGGCAAUUCGACCAUGGUAGGCAGCGGCCUCUCCGAGCUGGAUCGCUUACUACAGGAGCUCAACACUGCCCAGUUCAACAUCACAGAUGAAAUCCUGGCCCAGUUCCCCCCCAGGAAAAGCGGCCGGGGGCCGGGAAGGGACGAGGGAUCCGGGCCUGGGCUCCGGCCUCACCGACGGGGGGACCGCCCCGAAGCCGGUUGCGGGGGCAGUGGAGGAGGAGGUGACAACGAAGGAGAUGGGGAGUGGGCCGCACGGCUUCAUUGGAGCUUCGACCCCGCAGGAGCAAUCUAAAACCUCAGCGACGUCAGCA